UCAAAAAUUCGCUGUCACAAAAUAAAAGCAGCUAACUUAACUCAAUAUGUCCUUUCUUCCGGUUCACUUUGUCACGCAAGAUGCCCGGCGUUACAGUAAAGGAUAUUGAUCAACAUGCCGUUGUUAAGGCUGUAGCCGUCUUCUUGAAGAAGACUGGCAAAUUGAAGGUGCCCGAUCAAAUGGACAUCAUUAAGACCGCUAAAUUCAAGGAAUUGGCUCCAUCGGACCCUGAUUGGUUCUACAUUCGCUGUGCAUCAAUCUUGCGUCAUUUGUACCAUCGCAGUCCAGCUGGUGUUGGUUCCAUUACAAAGAUCUACGGUGGCCGUAAACGUAAUGGUGUGCACCCAUCACACUUCUGUCGGGCCGCUGACGGUGCUGCACGCAAGGCUUUGCAAUCCUUGGAGCAUGCCCGCCUUAUUGAAAAGCACCCCGAUGGUGGUCGUAGAUUGACACCCAUUGGUCAGCGUGACUUGGAUCGUAUUGCAAACCAAAUCGUGAGCAAACAACGUGAUGCGGCGAAGCUGUCGGGACCUAUUGUCAUUUCCAAGUAAUUUAAUAAUAAAAAUACGCAAAAUAGAGGGUAAAAACUAUGUGGUUUGCGCAAAGUU
Messenger RNA from Bactrocera dorsalis (oriental fruit fly), 608 nucleotides. RefSeq names its product 40S ribosomal protein S19a (gene RpS19a). The coding region runs from base 81 to 551 and encodes 156 amino acids. The transcript has 3 exons. Gene Ontology annotation, biological process: ribosomal small subunit assembly; translation. The record is from RefSeq and is a predicted model, not a curated record. Gene Ontology annotation, molecular function: structural constituent of ribosome; RNA binding. NCBI's taxonomy places the organism in Eukaryota, Metazoa, Arthropoda, Insecta, Diptera, Tephritidae. Gene Ontology annotation, cellular component: ribosome; cytosolic small ribosomal subunit.